Molecule: messenger RNA, 624 nt
Organism: Daphnia carinata
Lineage: Eukaryota; Metazoa; Arthropoda; Branchiopoda; Diplostraca; Daphniidae
Exons: 4
Coding region: 85-591 (168 amino acids)
Source: RefSeq, a predicted model, not a curated record
CAUUCAGUGGAGACGGUGUGGGAUUCAUUCCGUUUUCACCAUACAGCUAUUUCAUAUAGAAAACUGUAAUACUGUACAGCCAAUAUGAAACAAUGUUGGUGUGGUUGUUCUCUCCGGAAAGGUUCCAAAAUUAUCAGCGUCUUUCACUUGCUCGUCAACUUAGCCACUGCAUUUUUUCGAAGUUACCAACUCAGCACGAUCGACUUUGUCGGAGAGUACGAUGGAGUUAAGGCUUUCAGUUAUAUUUCCAAUACUCUCGUCGCUUUCAUCUUGGCCAGUUUCUCGGCCCUACUUAUUUAUGCCGUCUACCGUAACCAUAGGCAACUGAUGAUGCCGUGGCUUUUUGCGACAAUACUCAUUGCUUGUACGCGCGAUAUCUACAUGUUGAUCCGAAGUUUCUUCUUCGCUUCGACAGGAACUUGGUUUGGAAUACUCUAUGUGGUUGCAAUGGUCAUCCAGAUGACCUUAGGAAUGUAUCUUUGGUGGGUUGUUCACGGCUUUUAUCACGAACUUCAAGACAAGGACAAUGAAAAACGGAGGAACGACCGGCUUGUCAAAGCUUCAGCUAAUCGCAUUACUUCCGAUGUUUAAAUAAAUUUAAGACACGAAAUUAUUCACUUAUUC